Molecule: messenger RNA, 801 nt
Organism: Aphidius gifuensis
Lineage: Eukaryota; Metazoa; Arthropoda; Insecta; Hymenoptera; Braconidae
Exons: 4
Coding region: 241-801 (186 amino acids)
Source: RefSeq, a predicted model, not a curated record
UAUCAUUGACCCUCAUGGAAAUUCUUUAUUUCUCUCUCACAAAUUUAAUCUUGCUGCAUUUGUAUACAAUAUAUAUGUGUGAUACACAUUUCAACAUAUGCAUACAUAUAUAGAGCUAUAAGUGUUAUAACUUAUUAAGUAUAAGCUUAACGGUUUUAUUAUACCAACCAACUGACCCUUGUCACAUUUGUCAUAAUAUUUUAUUAUUGAUAACACGCAUACAUAUUUUUAUUUUUUAUAAUGAAAUUGCUACAAAUAAUAAUUAUUGCUUCUAUUUCCAUUACCUGGUGCACAGCUAUGUUGAUUGAUCAUCAAAUAAAAGAUGACAACAGCAUUAUGACAAAGCAAGAUGGGAGUGGCUGUCUUUGUGAAAAUUAUUCAUGUGGAUGCUGUGAUAAUGUAAAUUGGCUAAAAGCCAUUGUUUGCACAAAUAUAUCAUAUCUUGCUGAUGAUUAUGGUUUUUCAUUAACAGUAACAUGGAAUAAAUAUGUUUUAUACAACAAUACAAUAUCUGCUAAAAAUCCACCGGCUUUUUGUGCUGAUAUUCCAGAAUUGGAAAAAAUUGGCGAAAUAUGUUUACGAUUUUAUGAUUUAUCAAUAGCAACAAAACAUUUUCAUGGAUGUAUGGAAGUUAAAGUUAUACUUUGGCAUGCUGUGCAUAAAAGUAUUAGAAUUGGUUGUAUCACUAUUCCAAAUGAUAAAAAUAUACUGCAACAAUUGCACAUCAUUGACGACGACAAUCAUCAAAAUAGCCAUAAUAAUUCAAGCAAUCAUGAUAUUCCAUCAGUUAUAAUUGUAUAA